AUGCUGGUGUGUGUUAACGUCUCAGCCCAAUAUGACCCUAACAAGGCUUCAGCUUACGAAGCUCUGCAGCGAUACGAGUUUCCGGUGGGGCUUCUGCCGGAAGGCGUGAGCGGAUACAGCCUGAAUGAGUCGAGCGGGGAGUUCUGGGCCCAUCUCAACCGCUCGUGCAGCUUCACGUUGGAGAACUCGUACGAGCUCCGGUACGAGCCGGAGAUCAAAGGGUUGCUAUCGAAAGGGCGGCUUGAGAAGCUGAGCGGCGUGAGCGUGAAAGUGGUGUUGGUGUGGCUCAACAUCGUCCAAGUUAAGCGCAACCGCCAGAGCCUCCACUUUUCUGUGGGAUUUAAGUCUGCGGAUUUUCCUGUUGAGAAUUUUGAAGAGUGCCCACGUUGUGGCUGUGGUUUUGAUUGCUCGUCUUCUUCAAACUACAUCUGA
Salvia miltiorrhiza (redroot sage) is the source of this 432-nucleotide messenger RNA. RefSeq lists its product as uncharacterized. The transcript has a single exon. The coding region runs from base 1 to 432 and encodes 143 amino acids. The record is from RefSeq and is a predicted model, not a curated record. Lineage: Eukaryota; Viridiplantae; Streptophyta; Magnoliopsida; Lamiales; Lamiaceae.